Molecule: messenger RNA, 8921 nt
Organism: Grammomys surdaster
Lineage: Eukaryota; Metazoa; Chordata; Mammalia; Rodentia; Muridae
Gene: Heg1
Product: heart development protein with EGF like domains 1
Exons: 18
Coding region: 1-4236 (1411 amino acids)
Biological process (GO): heart development
Molecular function (GO): calcium ion binding
Source: RefSeq, a predicted model, not a curated record
AUGGCCACGCCGCGCGCCCCGCGGUGGCCGCCACCGUCGCUGCUGCUACCGCUGCUCUUGCUGCUGCUGCCACCCGCCGCCCCCGGGGCGCGGGGCCCCAUUCCCUCUCCGGCCCACCGUACACUCCUCCCGGCCGCGGAGCUUCUUUCGCCUCCUGGCGCCGGACACGCGGCCCCCGGGCCGGGCGUCGCGACCCGGCGAGGACGUUCCGGCCGUGUCCCCAGAGGCGUGAGCGCGGCCGCUGCAAGGAACCAUUGGCCAGAAAGUAACAACACCGAACCCCACAUAGGAUAUACCCGCUUUUAUCAGAGUCAAGAGGACCAUUCAGGUUCCAGAAAGGAAGUGAUAGCUCACACUGCCAGAAUGAGCCACAGUUCCUCAGAAACCUCAGAAAACCCCUCUCUCCUCCCUGAGACAAGCGCUGACUGGAGAAACAUGUCUUCUGCACAUGUCAGAGCUCUGCACCGAGAGCCCUCACCUGAGAUCACCACAGCAUGGACCGCCCACAGCAGCUUGUCAUCCUUGGAGAGCCUUCCCCAGCCACCCAGCAGUUCCAAGUCACAAAGAAGAAUCACGUCUUCUCAAACAGAGAGUGAAACAUCCCCAGGCUUUCUGGAGAAGACAAGGGAGCUCCCAGAAGAAGGGACUGUGCACACGCAAGUGGCUGGCACCUGGGUUUCCCGCCAAGCCUCCCUUCCUGCUCUGGAACCCGGGGAGCCAACUGUGCUCUCCCAGAAGAGAAAUUCAUCUGACCAGGAGGACUCCGGGCCACCAUUCUCCUGGACCCGGAGUCUCCCUCCUCCCUCAGACCACCCCUCAUCUUCUGCAAGGAUAAAGAAUGGUGACAACUUCACUGCUCUCCCAAACCCAUCAGUCACUCAUACAAAGAGCAUGCUUGUCACGGACACGUUCACUAAUGGCGUCCCAAGAACGCUGCGGUCUCUGCCUGUCGGUGUGGAACCUGCAGAUGAGACAGAGAGUCUCCCUGCGCACUCCAGACUAGCUAUAACUUCAAUGUCAGUCCACUCUUCACCCUCUGUGAAGGACUCAAGGACAAACAGCGGACUAACUGAGCAUCUGGGAGAUGGGGAAGGCACUGAACUGUCUACAGAAAAUGGAUAUGGACUUCCAUCUAUACACUGGCAAAGUGAUGCCCCCCCCUUCGGAGGGCAUCAGCUUGCCAGCAGCUCUGAAGCAGGAGAUGGAAGUGCCAUGCCUCUGACUGAGACUGGGUUUAGGUCAGACCCCUCCAUCGAUGGUGGAGAGAGCACAGGACGAUGGUUUCCUGCCAAGAAUAAAACAUCUACAGUUGCAGCAGAAAGCUCAGCUUUGCAUCCAGAAGCUGGGGCCACUUGGGGUUUGACUCAGUCCUCACACACUGCACAACAGCCCCGAGGUGGUGACUCGGGGAUGGGUGGGAGGAGUUACACAGAGUCUUCAUCUUCUUCAUCAACAUCUUCUUCCGAAAGUCUGGAUUCCUCAGCACCUCACAGAGAGCAUUCAACUCCGGAAGAUGGUGCAGUGCUGAGUGGCAGCUCAGAUCUGGCGGACAGCACUUCCGUGGCGCGCGCACCUCACACAUCUGCAAUGUUCACCCGGAGUGGGGAACGCACGCUGCGGUCCCUUGACCUCUCCCAUACAGCGACCCGACCUGCGCGCCCCACUUCACACGGGAACGGGAACGUGACAGAGCAUGCUGGCCUGCUGUCCCGGGCACCAACCCUCGGAGUCACCGGACUUAGCUACACUCAAGAGCAUGGCUCAGAUGCUAGACAAAGGACUUCCAGCGACCACACAGACCACGCCUAUGUUCCAUCUACUUUCACCAAAGGAGAACGGACGCUACUGUCCAUUACAGAUAACACUUCCUACUCGGAGGCUGGUGAGAGGUCAACCUCUUCCAUUAAGAUCUCAGACUCUCUACACUCAGACUCUCCUUCUCAGGCUCAGCCUAAACAAAGUAGCACACCCGCCUACGAUGGCCACCCUGCUCAGUCUUCCACUGAGUCACCGGUUCUGCAUACGUCCAACCUCCCAACCUACACAUCCACGGUUAAUAUGCCAAACACCUUGGUUCUUGAUACCAGUACCAAACCUGUUGAGAACCCACCUGAUUCAGGGGUGCCUUCAGCUCCGCCCUCACCGUCACAACCCCAGCCGGUCUCAUCAGCCGUGCCAUCAACCGGGUCUCCAAUACAGCAGCUGAAGUCUACCUCUGAGACAGCCACAUCCUCAUCGUCCCCUUCGCCCGUCGCCUUAAUGGUGUCCACUCUCACCCCAUAUUCUGUCCCACAAACAACCUUCCCACAUCUGUCUCCUACCCUAGUCCCUCACAGGGCAAGGGAGCCACGUGUGACUUCAGUCCAAAUGUCAACAACGGUAUCUGCUGUAGCAUUGGUCCCCAGCAACCAAACAGCAGACCCCAAGAACCAGAGCACCCCGCAGCAAGAGGAACCCAUCACAGAAGCUAAGUCACCAAGCUUGGUGUCUCUGCCCACAGACUCUACCAAAGCAGUAACAGUGAGCCUUCCUCCAGGGGCCCCUUGGUCCCCAGCCUUAAUAGGGGUCUCCAUAGAGCCAGCCCUUCCAUCCACAAGCACCAGCUUAGCCCAGAUGUCUCCAGCUUUGACAUCUGCCAUGCCCCAGACUACUAACUCUCCUGUGACCAGCUCCAGCACCCUGUCACCUGUAGAACCUUUGACCCCAGAUACUGUUGUACACACUACCCCAGAGAAACAACACCUCCCAACCAAUCCUGAAAUUCUAGUGCCACAAAUCUCAACUGAAGGGGCCGUCACCACAGAAGGGAACAGGGAGCACAUAGAGCCUACCACUCUCCCUCUGACCACUUCAAUCACGCCAGCAGAAGAAAUGGCCACAGAGCUUGGCCAUGUGGAAGAGUCCAGCCCGGCUUCACAUUUUCUUAGACCAUCUUCACCUCAAACCACAGAAGUUUCUACAUCUGAAAUGUUGACUUCCAGAUAUACCACUUUUGCUGCCCAGAGCACCCCACAGUCACCAACAGCACUGUCACCUCUAACCCCAGGCAACAGCUGUGCCGCGAACCCUUGUCUUCAUGAUGGUGAAUGCAUUGUGGACCUCACCGGUCAUGGGUAUCGAUGCGUGUGCCCACGUGCCUGGCAAGGGGACAACUGCAGUGUGGAUGUGAACGAAUGUCUCUCCAGCCCCUGCCCUCCCCUAGCUGUGUGCAACAAUACUCAGGGAUCUUUCACCUGCAGAUGCCCCAUCGGGUAUCAGUUGGAGAAAGGAAUAUGCAAUCUGGUUAGAACCUUCGUGACCGAGUUUAAGUUAAAGAAGACUUUUCUCAAUACUACUGUGGAAAACCAUUCCGACACUGAUGAGCUUGAGAACGAGAUCGCUCAAACAUUAAACGUGUGUUUUUCAACAUUGCCUGGUUAUAUCCGAACUACAGUCCGUGUAUCUAGAGAGCCCAGUACAGUGGUCAUCUCACUGCAAACCACCUUCAUCCUGGCCUCCAAUGUGAUGCUGUUUGACCUGGCUGACAGAAUCCAGAAAUAUGUCAACUCCUGCAGGUCCUCUGCUGAAGUCUGCCACCUCUUGGGGUCUCAGAGGCGGGUCUUUCGAGCGGGCAGCUUGUGUAAGCGGAAGAGUCCAGAAUGUGACAAAGAGACCUCCAUCUGCACCGACCUGGAUGGCGUCGCGCUGUGUCAGUGCAAGUCUGGCUACUUUCAGUUCAACAAGAUGGAUCACUCUUGCCGAGCAUGUGAAGAUGGAUACAGGCUUGAAAAUGAAACCUGCAUGAGUUGCCCCUUCGGCCUCGGUGGUCUCAACUGUGGAAACCCCUAUCAGCUCAUCACUGUGGUGAUCGCAGCAGCAGGAGGUGGCCUUCUGCUCAUCCUGGGCAUCGCACUCAUUGUUACCUGUUGCAGAAAGAGUAAAAAUGACAUAAGUAAGCUCAUCUUCAAAAGUGGGGACUUCCAAAUGUCCCCAUACGCCGAGUACCCCAAGAAUCCUCGCUCACAAGAGUGGGGCCGAGAAGCCAUUGAGAUGCAUGAGAACGGAAGCACCAAAAACCUCCUGCAGAUGACAGACGUGUACUACUCGCCCACAAAUGUAAGGAACCCUGAACUUGAACGCAACGGACUGUACCCAGCCUACACUGGAUUGCCCGGAUCGAGGCACUCUUGCAUUUUCCCAGGACAGUAUAACCCAUCUUUCAUCAGCGACGAGAGCAGGAGGAGAGACUACUUCUGAGUCCAGGAGACAGAGGCGCCCCACUUCUCUGAGCCGUUUCCCCAGACAUCUGGCUCAGAGGACUACACCUGAAGGGAGCACCAUGCACUAGCUGCUCCUGGGACUCGUCAGAGCCGUGUCUGAGGGGUGUGACCACAGUGGAAGGGACAGACGGACGCGGGACUGCAGACCACCCAUUCAGCACUGUUGCUGCUGUGAACAUGGUCAUGGGCCAGUUCCGAGUCCCUGAGUGCCUGGCAUGUAGGACUGAAUGUCUUCCACAGCAGAGCAUGAGGUUUCAUUUCCAGGACCCAGUCUCCCCUUAAUUUGCACUUUAAUAGAUUGGGCAGGGAGGCUUCAUUUUGGACACAUUUCCAGACUAUUCCAGAAAGCCUUUCUUUCCUAGGAUACUUCCACAGGCCUCAGUUUGGUGACUGGUUGGCAGCCAGGUGCUGGCACUUCUGUUUUCCUGCCUGGUGCCUCGUGCUAAACAACAGAGGGAGGUAACUGUACCACUGUGAUGAGGCUGCCUAGCGGUGCUGCAGUCAGGCACUUAGUGUUUUAAGGUUUGUCUGUGCUCACUCCCAAGCCAAUGCCACAAAUGAGCUGGUGACAUUCACAAGGCUUAGCACAAAACGGUUUUUAAGUCAAGGUGACACAUUUGCUUACAAUGUAUUAGUUUUACUUUCCCGAGCAAGUAUGAGUCAGGGCAAGACAACAGUCCUUUGACUUUCAUUAGAAGCAUCCAGGUGCCCUUAGUAUGUCCCAGCAGGCAAUAUCAGGCAGGUCCUACAUGUGGUGGGGUUAUUUUUUGACCCAUGAGGGAAUUGCAUGGGGCCUGGGGCUCUGACCAUCAACGUGGAGCCAGAGUCUGCAGGGUGUAGUAGAAGGAGGAGAGGCAGUUACAAGUGUGUCUGAGCUAGUCUCACCUCCGGAGGGAAAGAAGUCUGCUGUAGGCCCCACAGCAGAAUGUGGCAGAGGAAUGAACCGAAUAACCUGACACAUCCCCCGAACCCCAGUGCAGAAGCUGGGGGCUCUCCCAGGAAGCCACCAGUAAGGGUGUAUACCUGCCAGUCUUUGAACCCAUAAUGUUGUCCACAAACUCAAUGGAAACUUUUAACCACUAAAGCUAUUUAUUCACUGAAAAGAGAAUGAACUUUUUUUUCUCUCACCCAGUCAUUGAUACAUCUGUGUUCUCGUGCAGUGUCCCCUCAAGACUCCACUAUGGCCUGAGUAAGCUUUGAGGAACUAAAACCUGGCCAGCUAAGAGUCUGAGAGCUUGUUUGGGGGAAAAGGAAGUUCUAUGUUUUGUUUAUUGUAUUGUGAUAUCCUGGGGGGAGGGAGAGGGCUGUGUGGUGUUUGGUCCCCUGUGGAACUAUCAGCUUGUGGGAUGUCCUGGUUUUGGAUGAGGUGAAGAGGUCAAAGCAUUAUCCCCACCCUGAAGCUGGGGACUCUGCAGCAUAUAUUUCUGGAAAUGGGACAGCUGUUGGAAAUUGUUCUGUAUGUGUUUCUUUGGAGUUCUCUGGUUCCUCCGAAAUUUAUGAAGGUCCCCAUCCUCUUAAGUGUGCACUGCGUCCCAUGGUCUGGUGACAUGUGUCACCACUGAACUGUCACCACUCACUCUCACCCCCUACAGCAGUCGGGUACAGAGGAUUUUAACCAUGUUAUAUUCAUUAGUACAGAGAGGAUUCUGCUGUUCUUGGUUGAUGCUGACUUAAAGUUGUAAAGCACUGCCAUCUAGAAGCUGUGGGUCUUGUUUGUGUCUAUGUGUGGAACCAGUGGCUCCUUGUGUCAUUGUGAACCCUGUGCUCCGCUUGCCUGAGCCCAGAUCCCUUGCCAGGUAGCCAGGUUCUAGCCCUUCCAGCAGUAUUCCUGCUUGUCCCAAGCCUCAUUGCUGUGGGAAGUGCCAGUGUGGUGGUGUUCCCAGACACACUUCUAAUGCUUUCAGCUGUCAGCAUAGCUGGUGAGCACCUGUGUAAGGGCAGACUCCCAGCUGGUGAGCACCUAUACAGGGCCUCAAGCCUCACAGAAUGAAGUGCUCUGUUCCUGGGAAGAAUUCAUCCAGAAAAGUGUCCUGUGAGUUCCCAAACAUGUUUGCUGACUCAUGAGUUUGGCCCAAAUAGAGCAGAGUGAAAGUGUUUUUGUUUUGUUCUUUUUUUUUCCUGUGAAAAACACAAGGAUAGCCCCAAACAAGGGUGCAUUCACACUGGAUCUACCGUUUGUGGGUGGGGGAGGAGCUUGCGAUAGAAAGGCUCUCCUACUCGGGGUUACAACCAGAAGGAAUCCAGAGAGGACACCAGCAACCCAUGAGCUGGACAAACAGGAUGAGCCCAUGGUUGGACAUGCAGAGUCUUUGCUGGACAAAAGUGCUCAGAGUCGUCCCCACACCUAGAAUGGAUAAUUCCUGCGAAUAGACGUGUCGCCGUCUUGAAUUAGGGUUUCAUGAUAAGGGAAGUGGGCAGAAAGGAAAAGCCACACUGCCUAGGAGAUGUUUGUAUGGGGAAGAUCCAGGUCAGGUAGAAUUUGUCUAUCCUGAGACAUUUGAGAACAGAGCUAAGAAAGGGGGUCUUCCUGGAUCCAGCCUGAGCUCUGUAUAAAUUCCAAGGGUUUUUUUGUUGUUGUUUGUUGUUUGUUUUUCUUUUUUCGCUUCAUGAGCCGGCUCAUGACACUGGGGCCUAUUUCUUAGGAGGAUAAAUGUUCUCACCAUGGGCCAGGCUCCAUGCAAGCUAUCUGGCCUUACAGUGUGUUAGCCAAUAAUGCGCACGCGUUUAGGCAAGAGGCAUGGGAAUGUAGCUUCGAUGGCAGAGUGCUUGCCUAGCCCUGGGUUUUAUCCUCAAGAACCACAGAAACAGGGCGUAGUGGUACACUCUUGUAAUCUCAGCCCUCAGAAGGUUGAGGCAGGAAGAUCAGGAGUUGAAGGCCUUUCUGGAGAACAGGACACCCUGUCUUAAAAGGAAAAUAUUGGCUGGUUUGUGGUUAGCAAGAGGCUUAGUCCCUCAGAAGUGAAAGGAUGUGGUCUAGGUAGGUUUUUGACAAUCACAACAAGGCUGAGGCACCCAUGAGAGGGCUGCCUGUCUUAUUCUUAGAGUGAGGCCGUAAUUCCCACGUAGUAGAAGUGUGAACCUGUGUGGGAUGGGGACAGAGUUGAGUGUCUGAGGUACCGAAUGAUCUUCCUAAUUGGGGAGGUUGCUUUUAGAAGCAUCUAAGCCAUGUUGAACCAGAACUACUGUAUGCUGCCUGGUGGUAUUUGAGGUCAAAGACUAAGAGUUGACUAUUAGACUAUUAUGGUCUAAAAGAGGAAGUCGUAAAAGUUGGCCCAUAGGAGAGAGCAGCGUUGUUGGAAAAAGACGGGAGUAAAGUCUCCCAAGAUGCUGUCUAUUCAAUUGUGAAGUUCCAGAGUGGGCACACUAGCAUCACCCCUGGCACGUGGCUUUUGGGUGCCUCCUAAAGCCACUUUGCCCAGUAGUGACGUGCACAGGUCUCUAGAACUAUGGAGCUUUGCCUAAAGCAAUAAAACUGCACAGCUAAGUUGCCCUUGGCUUAGUGUUUCAUAAGCCACUCAAAACCAGGGCCUUUACCCACAUUUCUAAAUUUAUAUUUUGCUUUUGAGACCAAAGCACUUCUUUGGGAAGAAGGACAACACAAAGUUUUGUAUUUUGGUUUCUUAUUUAAAAUACUCCAUCACAGCAGAUAGACAGGUUUACCUACCUGACAGCUUUUUUCCUCUUCUGCUUCUUUGAGAGGGUAGAGUCAGGAAUGGACCCCAGGGCCUCGCACAUACCAGACGAGGGCCGUCCUGUAGAGCUGCACACCCCAGCCGUCUCAUUUCUCCUUGACAUUGUCAUUCCCAGGUUCUCACCAGCAUGUUUGGAUACGGAAAUGGUUCUGUAGUUUGGUGUUCUUUCUUUUCUUUUCUCAAAUCCCCAGAGGGGAAAACACAGUAGGCACAUUGAAGUUAAAAUAAUAACUUUAAACUUUUUUUAAAAAAAUAGCUGGUUAACAUAAUAGGAGCAUUAAAGCAUUACAUGCCAAUCAGUUCAUUGUACUUCAGAGUCUCCACAAGGUCACACCCCCUUUAUAGCUGAUGGAAACUUUAGCCUGCACAAUAGCCUGUAAAACCAAAGGAGGCAGGUCCGACCUGUCCGUCACAUGGGCAUCUUCAAAGAGAACAUUUCCAGUGGGGCCACCUGGUAGAUUCUGCUAUAAUUUUAAAUGAUGGGCUCAAUGUCCUUGUCCCAAAUUGUUGAGGACAGGGUAAAAAUAGUGGUGGGUUGGAGGCAGUUUGUCAGGAGAACUGAACCAACUUCCUUAACUUUGGGCAUUACCUAGGCCUACUCUACAGAGAAACAGAUGGUUCACCAUGAGUCGCUGUGAAUUUUGGUCACGUAUGUGUGUUGUUGGUGUACAGUUAAACGGAGAUGAGGCUACAGUACGAACUCCGUUCCGUUUGUCCUGGAUUUUGUUCUAUACACCUUUAAUGCUGACACCCUGGUUGACUGUGUGAGACUCAUCAUGAGAAUGUUAUUUAAAGUUGUAUUAUAAUGUCACCUCCACUAAUUAUUCAGUACUGUAGUAGCAAUGUAUUAUUUGUAAGAAUUUGGUUAUUUUUAUACUUAUAUCCACUCUAAGUCUGGCGUUCUAGUCAGCAAACAAUGAUGCAAUAAAAUUAGUAAGAUUCCCAUUGGUUUUCUCUUAAAACAAGCAAA